AUGUCUGAGUUAAACUUAAUGUGCUUGAAAGGCAAGAAACGAGAACUGAAUGAUUUCAACGAUUGGGUGAGUUUAUAAUUUAAAUUAAGUAGAGUUUUUAUUUAAUAAAUAAAUAAAUAGUUAUACUAUAAUUUAGUUCAAGAGUUUUUGUAGAUGGCAAUUUCGAGUACAAACUUUGUAGUCAUACACUCGCCAGAGAGCCUGUAGCUGUGGAACUGCUCCUUGCUAGGUCUAAUAAAUAUAUGUACAAAAUUCACACUCAAAAUUUCCAACUGCAAAACCUAAUAAUAGGAACCUAUAGUUGCUUUUUUUUGCUUCUGUUCCUGGUUUAUAUAUUUAAAGUCUAAUAUAUGUAUAUAAGUUUCCACUCGAUAAUUUCCAUCUACAAUACCCUUCAACUAAUAUUGUGCAACUUGAUAUUGGAUCGAAGAAGGGUACAGCCCUCGGGGAUGGGGGUAUUGGAUGUAAUACCUAUGCCUCAUACCCACAGGAAUUUGCUAAGAUUUGACUGGGUACGAGGACCAAUCCCUCAGGGUUCCCGGGGGUCACGACCCCAGGGGCAAGCCGCUGAUACACACAUUAAUGCUGUUAGAGCUGAACAACUGGCCUCUGUAGCUCUGUUAGAAUUGCAAGGGGCACAUGUUUGAUUCCUGCCAGAGUGCCUAUAUUUGCAUUUUUUGCAAUUCUGCUCCUGGUUAUAGGUCUAAUGAUGUAUAAAAUUCACACGCUACAUGUCCAAUUACAAAAUCCUUCUACGUGUAGUGAUGUUAAUACCUGUAAUUGUAUCAUGUAGGGAGGAUAUAUGCAAGCAAAAAUCCGCAAGUUGGACGAACAGUUUGAAGUUAUGGAAAAUAGCAAUGAUGAAUGCAAGUGAGUGUAAUCAAAGUUUGUGAAAUAAUAUUGGCCAUUAAUUUGCAAGUCUUUCCUCUUAACGAGUAAAAUUGUUUAGGCAUUAGAGAGCAUAAUAAUUAUAAUAAUAAAGUUGGGUGCAUUUGGGUGCAUUGCGGUUAAAAAAUUAACAAGGCACAUUGGCAAAUAGUUUGGUUAACUUAUUAAUAUGUAAGGCUCUAUAUCGUUGACAAGUAAAAUCAUCUGGCAUUAGAUAGAAUAAAAUAAUAAGAAUUCAGUAGUAAUCAAGAGCAUUUGGUCUAGUCCCAGCUUAUUAGCUGCACGUCUCGAAAUAGUAAAAAUUAUUUGUCUCACCAUAGAAAUUAUUCUAGAUAAAAACAAGCUUUAAUAUUUCUUGACAUCUUUGUUUUUUUAGGGUUCUAAGUGAUCUUUUCAAGAAUAUUGUGAUAUUCGUUAAUGGAUAUACCGGUGAGUUCUUUGAGUUGCCACAAUAUAUUACAAGACUAAUAUGAUAAUAAAUUGUAGCUUUUGGUCCUAUAAUGCCAUCAUGCAAGCUUACAAGUUACAAUUAAGCUAAUUAAUUAAUGUUAACAGCUUGUGAACAAGGUUGGUGAUAUUAUUAUUCACUAAUGAUUAUUAUGCAGACUUGUUGCAAGGUUGUUCCAAUAAGUCAGAUAGUGGCUUUAUAUAACAAUAUAUUGUACACCCUUGUGUUGUCAACUUUGUAACAUUCUUGUUCUAUCAUGAUCACUGUAUCAGACGUGUUAGAAUAACCUUGUACCAAGUCUGAUAAUGCCAUCAAGUUUGUUACAAUUAGUUGUUAAGUUGUACCAAGCUUGUUCAUAUAAUUAUCAGUGUGGAUUAUAACGAUUUCGCUUUGGUCGGACAAAUGUCCGAUCAACUGGUCAGUUGGUCGGACAUUUGCUAAGAAUGGUCGGCCAACUAUUUUUUUACACGAUACUGCAUGAGAUAACUUUAGAAACAUUUAUAUCGAUGAAAGUUAAUACAAAACAUGAAAUCACAAACGUCAUACAUCUCUAUUUACAUGGAAAUGUCCUAUAUAGAAACCUACAACGUUAGAACAAAUGUACGCUGCCACACACGGACACACCACACUCGAUUCGAGGACGCGGUGCCGGCGCGAGUUUUAAAUCUUAAUAAAACUGUUAAUUUGUUAUAUUAGAACAUUUCGCUACAAAACAUGGUAGAAAAUUUAAAUCAGGAGCAGAGUUCCUCGCCUAUCGGUGACGGUAUAUAGCCUUUAAAGCCUAGAUCGUCUAUACGAGCAAAUUUUCUUUGCCAAGUUUUACUUUAACACGUUUUAUUUGCCGGUGUGCAUGUGAUGGAGAAAUAUGGCAACAAAUAAACUUGUCAAAGAAAAACGUACUUGCAACAUUUCUCCAUACACACAGGCAAAUAAAACUUGUCACAGCUUGACAGCUAACCUUAGCAAAGAAAAUUUGCUUGUGUACAGUAAAAGAGGCCUAAGUGUAUGCAUAAGUAAAAUGGCCAAUCUUAACUCUUUAUAUAGGAGAUAGCUAGAACAUAACGGCUGGAAUAUAAACGUCUUUGUGUAAAGUACUGUUCAUAAACACAACAGGUUCUACUUUUAAGAAUUUAAAGUUCAUAAACACAACAGGUUCUACUUUUAAGAAUAUCGUUUUAAUUCAUUCGUCUGACUCAUCACUGUUGCCAAACCAAGUAUCCCAGUCACUUAGUGAAAAAGAUAGUUCUCUUUCCGAUUCUUCUUCAUCCGUUCUGGGUCUUCGGGAAGCGUACGGCCUCCGAGCACUUUGAUUGGGUCUUCGUAAUCGAAUUUUAGUAAUGGAAUCUUUGUAUGUAUUUGAUCGGUCAAAAUGUCCGACCAGAAUAAAGUUGAUCGGCCAUUUGUUGUUUUUGUUCAGCAAAUGGCCGAUUGCCGACCGUUAUAAUCCACACUGAUAAUUAUACUGUAGACUUGUUACAUGAUUGUUCCAACAAGUCUGAUACAGCCAUGAUAUGACAAUAUUGUUACAAUUACCUUGUGUUGUCAACCAGUCAACCUUGUGUGUAAAAACGCACAAGUUAUUACUGGCCUGUAAAUAAGUUGCAGUUACAAAUCUGUUCACAAGUUGUCAACAUGUUGUGUUCACACUCAUGCUUGUUUCCAGUUGUUCAACAAGUUUGGAACAAGCUGUUGUUAACAACUUGUAACAAGCUUGGUGGCAUUAUCAGACUGUUAUGAGCCAGGUUGUUUUAAUAAGCCUUUUAAUAAGCCAGGGUGUUUUAAUAAUUAAGGUUACAAGGUUCAUGACACAAGGAACUUGUAACAAUAUUGUUAUAUCAUGACUGUAUUGGACUUGUUACAACAACCUUGCAACAAGUCUGAUAACAUCAACAAGGUUGUUACAAGUUGUUAUCGGCUUGUUCCAUACUUGUUGACAACUUGUCACAAUUAAAGCAGUGCGAACACAACUGGUUGACAAGUUGUUAACUGCUACAAGAUGUGAGAUUUUUGUGUGUAGCAUUCUUGUUAUAUCACGACUGUAUCAUGCUUGUUAGAACAACCUUGUGUCACAAGGCUGGUAACAAGUCUGACCAGGCUGGUAACAUUAAGUCUGACAAUGGCAUCAAGCUUGUUACAGGUUGUUAACUGCUUGUAACAAUUAAGCUCUUUGAAUUGAUAUUAUCAGGCUUGUUGCAAUUAGGUUGUUCCAACAAGUCUGAUGCAGUCAUCUGAUAAUGACUUAAGUUGAUUAAUUUACACUAUAUACAUUAAUAAAUGUACUUAUUUUAUUGUAUAUUUAUUUGUUUCAGCUAGCUUUAGUUUGGCACGUACAGUACUAGAUAACUUGACAAUAUUCUACUAUGACUUAUAUACAAUAACAUAAUCACAUGCAUCGAACAAGAAUAUGGAGAAUCAGUCAGUAAUUUAUAGAAUGUGCAAAACGUGGCGAAACACAUACUAGACUACUUUAGGUCCCAUGCAUGGUGCACACAGCCUAAAAAACACCUGUGCCGGUUCCGGUUUCAUAUCGUGAGAAAGUUAGGGUCGGUACAUGUAGGUCGGAAAUAAAUUUUUUUUUUAAUAUUUGUUUAUGGUUUUGGCGGGUCUUUUUUACUGGGUGAUUUGCAGUAGAGUCCCGACAUCAAUAUUACCUAGAGAUGCGUAUUUCCUAUGGAAGAAUUUAGGCAAUUUGGUUCAAUAAUUAGUGUGACAACAGACGCCAUUUUGACAUGCUGUUGCACGCCUGCAACCACCCGGAGAAAAUAGGGUUGCACGGUCAAUCGCGUUGAAAAAAUAAUAGGGUCGGCAGAAAAAAGUAGGGUAGGUCGGGAACCGGAGCCACAGCUAUUUGUUUUAGGCUCACCACUAGAUGAGAUAUAGUAUACACUGUAAUAGGAAGAAAAAUAUAGAAUAGAAAAAUGGAAGGUGAGUGGAAUACUAGAAAUACAGAAGAGAAAAGUGGUAGAAUAUAUUAGGUCGUGUGUGAGCUAGGUAAGUGAGGAGUGUAGGCAGUAGCAGUGAGGUGAAGGUAAGUCUUGUAGGUAUGAAAAUUCUUCAGCAUUUGUUCAUUUUGUUGAAUCGAGUGAGAUGUUCCAAAAAUUCCGUAUAAUUAUUCUGCAUGGUCGUUUUUUUCUAGUGGUCAGUAGUGUGGUAUUCUUACUUAAUAUAUAGUUAAACAGACAAAUCUCGUAAAUAGUAACCUCGAUCUGUACAAAUAUUGAAAAUGAAAAAUGAUCCAGUAACUGAAAUCAUGUCAACAUUACACUUAAUCAGACGUUUGUUGUAGCCAGCGAUUGAGGCAAGUUGCAAACGACCUACUUUAUUCUUACCUGUAGAUUUUGCGAUUAACAACGUCACGUUAUAUUUAAUUCACUACAGUUGAAGCCAUAUUGCAACUUGCCGGUGUGCAGACUCUAUUAUGUUGUAAUACACAGUCUGUUAAAAUUCGUGCCAUUGCUUGUUGACCCCCAGCUCCGCUACCCAGAUCUGGUUAAUUGAUUCUGAUUGGCUGGACUGAAAUAUCAACGAACGUUGGACUUUGAUUUUCAAAAUCGAAGUAAUAUUUUCUUCACACUAGUGAUGUUCAUUGUAAAUUUUACUUUUCUCUAUGUUUCAAACUAUGCUUCAAGCAGUUGAAAAUAAUGGCAAUUGCUGAGAUUUCCAAAAUUCAGAACUUUGUUGACCUUUAGUGAACUCAGCCAAUGAGAAUCUACUGAGUUUAACUAUGACCAAUCAUAAUCAACUACCCAGAUACUGUAUGUGUAGCGCAGCUGGAGGUUGACAAGCAAUGUCACGAAUUUUCACGGACUGUAAUAACUGUAUUACAGCAUAAUACAGUCUGUACACAGGCUAUAUUUCAACGUGAUAUGCAAAUUACGAAGGAAGUAUAGAGUAAAUCAUGUCUGUGAUUUUUAACUAUGAUAUCGAGCUACCUUAAGAAACAUUUCACAUUCAUAUACAUAUAUAUUUUUCAAGUUAUAUGAUCUUGUCAUAUGAUUUUUAAUAUGUGGUGUGCAUUUCAGUGCCCAGUUCUGAUGAACUUAAACGUCUUAUGAAGACACAUGGCGGUGGUUUUCAACAUUACUAUUCAAGAUCAAAGUGUACUCACAUCAUUGCAACUAACUUACCUGACAGUAAAAUAAAGGAACUAAAGUAAGUCCAAUUUUAAAUUUGUUUUAUUUUUAGUGCAAAGUGAAGAAUUCACUUUGCAACUAUUGUGGUUAGGGUUGGUUAGGGAAAAAAUUCAAUCGAGACAAGUAUGGUGUAAACAAUCAGGGGGGAGGGGGGUUGCGUGUAUGUCUUUGACUCUUUCUCCAGGGGGGGGGGGAUGGCUCGUGUUUUUCCAACACCACAAAUUUGUGCAUGUUUUCAUAUUGCCCAACUAGCGAGAUAUUUAGUAUGGCUACAGUAUGUUAGCACAAAUUCGAAGAUAAAGAUGUUUGCUUGUUUCGACUAUACUCCUUGUGGAGUUUUGAUUUGCUGUAUUAAAACAAAUACAGUGAUACAUCCGGUCCCAAUGGCAAUUAAUGCAUGUUAAUAUGUUUUACUCUAAUAUGAUAUGACAUAGGCUAUAUGCUUAUCUCAUUAUGAUGCAGCUGAUAAAUUUAUUGCCCAACCCGCCAACCGACACGUACAAAAAACAUGAAACACUGCAGUACUGCCAGUAGUCGGUACUAAACUGCAGUAGUUUACGAAUAAAACAUUCAGCGCCUCCAAGUAAAGUUUAUAUAAGUACGCUAUUAAAGUACGCUACAUUCCUCCUGUCGCCCGUACGCUGUAUCAAAAUAAUUAACCUCAAAAUAAAAUAUUUUGGUCUCAAAAUACUAUGAAAAUGAAGAGAAAGACAAAUUCAGUGACAUACGGCUGAAAGGGAGAAAACUAACGAUAAGUCAGAACGUUUCAAGGGUCAAAUGUAUUGAAUGUUUUUUAUUAACGAUUUGUCAACAAUACACAAUACUUUCAUUUUUUUGCCCACCCCAGACCUGUCAAAAAUUUUCAUUUUUUUACCCACCCCGGACCUGUAAAAAAUUUUCAUUUUUUCGCCCACCCUACACCUAUCAAAAAAUUUUCAUUUUUUUGCCCACCCCGGACCUAUCAUUAUAUCAGAAGAUCUAUACCCAAUCUUGUCACAAUGUGUCUUGCUGACUUAUAUCAUUUGUCGUAGCCACUUUGCGCUAUCCUUGAGAUCUCUGAGUUAAUUCUAUAGGUUGCAUGAUGUACUGAAGGUUUUAUAUCCGUAUUCAGGCUAUAAAAACCUGCGCGAAGGCGAAAAGGGAAAGUUGCGAUAAUAAUGAGAUACUUUCUCCUCAAUUAUUUUAAGACCUUUUAAGACCUUGAGUAGGGGUCAUACCAAGGAUUGAACUCGAUCGGAUCUCCCAGCUUGAUAGGCAAGCGUGGUAACCGCCACACCACAAGUGCUGGUAGUGGAAGUGUUAUUUGAACCUCGCUAUUCUCACAUAUUAUCAUAAUUUACUCAUUAUUUUGGCAUUUAAAUUUAGGGGCGAAAAAGUUGUUCAUCCCGAUUGGAUAUUAGAAAGUAUUAAGGCCGGAAAACUAUUGCCGUAUCAUAAAUAUCUUCUCUACGGAGCCGGACGAAAAUAUGGGGAAAAUAAAAGCUUGAAGAAUGUUAUUAGACCUUCAAAUGCAAUCGUAAAAGCAAGUUGUAAUGAAAGCUCGCGUAAGAGUGAGCAUGAUACGGAAUUCGCUACGAACCCAGAUUUAGACGAAGAUUCGCUUACUCUUCCUGAAAACUUUGAAGAUUCCUCUGUGCAUUCAGAUACUCUACUUCCUGUCAAUCAUCAAUCUGGUACAAGCACAUCUAAUGAAAUGUCAAAUUCAGAGAAUUGUGUGGAUAAAUCAGAAUUAUUAAAAGAUGGAAGUUUUGAAAUCUCUGAGUUGACAAAGAAUGACGCAACUCCUAGUUUACCGGGAGUGAAUAAUGGAAUUGAAUUCCCGGACCAAAAUGAAAUGGUGGGUAAUGAAACGGAAUUCACGAAGGUUGACUCGUCUGCAUCAUUAAAGAACGAUACAGUCUUUAAAACCACGGAUGAAAAUCCUGUGAACGCUCUGCUCAAAUCAAGCAGUGAAAAUGAAAAUUUCUUACUGCCUGGUAAAUCGGUGAAAGAGCUUACAAAGGAAAGCAAAGCAAAUUUAACCAAACCAAAAAAGAUUUCUGGUUUAGCCAAUGAAAAUGACAGACCAAACUCGGGUCAUCCAACGCUUCCAGAACGGAGAUUAAGGACCAAAAAAUCCAAGUCUGUUCCCAGAGCUGGAGAUGCAAAUUUUGUUAAUGAGUAUUACACUCAUUCGCGGUUGCAUUAUCUUUCAACAUGGGGAGCAGAAUUUCGUGAUUUUAUCAACAAUUUGAUCCAAACAACCAAAUUAAAGACGCCUAAAAAAUCGCCGCAGAAGAGUACUUUCAAAAAGCGCGUUAUAAUGCAUAUUGAUAUGGAUUCAUUUUUUGUUUCCGUCGCUUUGAGAAGUCGCCCUGAAUUGCGAGGAAAGCCUGUUGCCGUCUGUCAUGCUGGAAGGGGGGGUGAUACCACCGCAG
This is a messenger RNA of Paramuricea clavata, 7886 nucleotides long. The record is from the annotation of a GenBank genome assembly. NCBI's taxonomy places the organism in Eukaryota, Metazoa, Cnidaria, Anthozoa, Malacalcyonacea, Plexauridae.